AGGCCAUGAUUCCAUAUAUAUAUAAGAAAAUAACGAUAGUGAUUAGAUAAACAUGGAGAAGAUUUUAAAUAUAAAGAGGACAGGUGGCAUUCAAAAAAAAAAAUGGUCCGGCACCUAGUUUAAGCUGAAGAAUUGUGUUUUCAACAAGAGCAACACAAUCCCCAUUUAAUGCCGGUAGUGAAAAGGAAAUGGUGAUGACCAUGUAUUCACAACAGCUAUGGCAGCAGGCCAUCAAAGUUACAGCAUCACUUGAGUUGAGUUGGUGCUGCUAAAAAUACAUUUGGCUAAAGGUCACAUGUGAGUUGCAGAUUAAACCAGAGAGAGAGCUAACAGGUAACACCCCUGUUUAUACUCCUGCAUUCAUAAUUCAGUUCACCUACAAUAAUAUUGCUGCGAAUUGGCGAAACCUUGUUUGAGUUUGUGCUGAAAGAAAAACCUCAGCCUCACAAAUAAGGAAACUCUGACUGGAUCAGCACCUAAUAGAGUUUGUUCCUGUGACUAACAAACACAGCUUCAGCGCCUUCAUUUAGCAACACAGCAAACAGUGUGUUGUUAAGAAGUGGUAAUACCGUGGUUCUGUAAUGCACUGGGACAAGUCAGCGGUCCCCACUUCGUUGGCUGUCCACAUAUAGCGCUCGCCUAAAACGGCAGCAGAUUAACUGUAAGGUGCUUAUAAGAUUGUAUGGAUCCUCGAGCGGCUAAAAGUGGAGAAGAAACACUCUGGAGAGACGGUUCAUCGUGAAGUGAGAUUACCUGGGUUUUUAGUGGCUGCAUCCUGGACAUACAAAAAUACAAUUCUAUGUAAACAGUCCAGAUGUACAAAGAUGUAAACCUCUGUGCAGUACGACAUGUCUAACAGUGCAUUACAGUGAUGGUUCUAAAAUGUUGGAGAUCAAAUAAAACAUCUGAAUGGAUUCAAAUCAUAUAAAUUCAAUGAACAUGAGACUGAAACAUAUUCUAACAGAUCCAUGGCAUUGAUCACGACCUAUUGCCCCUGUGCCUUUUAAAUCUCAUUAGAGGAUUGAAUGAGGUUUAGGAAAGAUAAGUUACCUUUCAUUCAUCCACUACAGACUGUGCGUACAUGACUUACACUAACUCUAACAUCUAACCUGUCUUGACCCAAGACAAAGGUUAAUAAAUGAAUCAAUACACAGUGGGUAUUGCUGGCAGUCAGUAGAUGUCAUGCAAACUAAAUGACUAACCAACCAAGGAACCCACUCUGACUAGAUAGACAGUGCUGUUUCCCCUUCAAACCCAGGUGGGGUUUUUGGCCCAGUGAAGCGCGUAACGGCUGUAUCAGAAUGACUGUCAAUGCUUAUAACAGUAUACACAGGAUACAGAAAAACAGAAGCAUUCAUCUUAUGCAAAACUGGGCAGGGUUCUUUUUUUUUUAAAAGAUCUUGUCUACAAAGUGGCCGGAAGAGCAGUUGCUACUGACUUUGGGUGGACGUGGCAUGGAGAGGUUUCAUAUUUAUAUAUCAUCACCUUCGCCAAGGAGGCUAUGUUUAUUAUCUGUUUGUUUGUUACUUAGCAGGAUAACCAAGAAAAGUUUUGCAACCAAUUUCUGUGACGUGGAGUUUUUUAUUUACUUUUCUUAAACGUGACGGGAUGCCGUGUUUACUUUGGCGAAGGUGUCCACUCACUGAGCAUCUUCCUGGUGUUUGUACGUCAUGGUACCUCAACAGGAAGCCCAACCAGGAGAGACAACUGGGAUUUCUACUAAAAGUGAAGUAACUCCAUUUGUAAACCUUUACAAGACUGUCUAUUCAAGCCUUCACCAUAAAAAAUAAGUCAAACACAAAAUGAAAAAGCCUGAGCACUAUCAGUUUUCAACCAGGUCAGUCAAAACCCUUUGUUUGACCAAUAUCUACCCAACUGCAGUGGUGUUUCUAAUGUUACAUUAAAAAGCCUCAUGUAACUCAUAAGGGAGCCACUGCCCCCCAUCUCAUCACCCUUUCUAAACAGUUUUGAAUUUCUCACAAUGGUGCAUACUACAGCAGGAUUAACAACUUUUUCCUGCACUGUUAUGAAUAUUAGAGCUGUGCAUGUGAGUGAACAGCUAGAAGUUAUAUGCAGAGCACUAAUGCAGAAUGAUCGGGAAAGCAGCUUUAAUGGUUUAGACUGCUUAACUUUGUAUCUGCUUGUUAAGUCCGGGCUGUUGAUCCGGCGGAGUGAUGUGCUGCACCGGCGUCCUGUCUGGUCAGCUUUAAACAGAUCUCAUACCUUGUCCCCGUAUGACAGUUGAACACAGGCCAAACACGAACCCCAGCCAAUCGAAUUAAUUAUCUUUUACCGCCAAGGUGUGACAAGCCAUAAAAUCCAUCAUCCAGCUCCCUCAUUAAUCAAUCAAUUACACUUGGCUGAGGUUGGUGUGAAGAUCCUCCAUUGAUCCGCCAGACACAGAUUUACCUCUUUAGCUGUGCGUCAGGUCAGAGGCUGGAUCCACCUCAGAUCACCGACAAUGGGUGUAGAUAACAAACAAUAGAAGCCUAGUAUUUACUUUAGAGUUUAUGUUAAAGCCACUAUUGUAAUCCAGUUUAUUAUCCUGUAAACUAAACAUGGAUCAGCCAGAGUGUCCUUGCUACAUGCUAAUUACUGCUACUAAUUUGCUGAAUUAAUCUCAGUCACAACUAUAAACGGAAGAAUUGACAAGCAUGAUGGUUUUGUCAUCAACCUGAGACUUGAUGCACGGCAGUAAGUCGGCCGCUCACUUAGAUUUCUGUAAACCUGCCGUGUGCACAGAUUGUGCAAGGCUUGGUCGAGCAGCCAUCUGUCUCCCUGGCCACCAAAAUCCAACUAAUACCACUCUUCUCUUCUCUAAGCCCCAAGAAAGGAUUUCCUUGCACAUUCACACAGUCUAUUUCAUGAGACAAUGUUUUCGCCUCUGUGAGGUAUUUUAAAAUGUCGCAGCUUGGAGGAUAUCAGUUUAACAAGUACUUCAUUCGGGUAUUUCUACCAUAGAGUCACUGAAACAGCCACUACAUUUUUACAUCGUGGAGAAGUAGAUGCCCUUCAGGUCUCCUUAUGUUAGCGGACAGUUCUAUUAGUUGUUUAUAAAUCAGGCUUCCAGAAGAAAGCUUUAGAAAAUUUGAUAUAUUCGCUUGUUAUUUUGUCGUGAUGUUCAGAAUAAACCCCUGGUUAAGUAAAAUUUGAUGUGCCUGUAGGGGAAUUUUUUUAUGUGAUAAUUAAAUCCUCAAUCCUACUCAAAUGAUAGGAAAAACAUGGAGGAUGGUGCGUGUGGCACAUGUACUAAAAAAUUACUGAUCAAGCCAAAAUCCAGCAGAGGUCAGGUGACUGUCAGAGUUUAUGUCCAGGUCUUGGCCUGUUUAUUUCGCACCAUAUGUUUUUGGCCCCGUCUGGCGCUCACACUGCCCACAUCUCCCCGAGCUUAUUCCUCUUACGGCCUGUACGCACAUUGUUUUUACACACGCCCCCCCCGGACCAAAGCAGUAGUGUUCUAACGAAGUAAUCAGAUUUUAAGCUGAAGGCAGGGCUCCUGGGUUGGAAGGUCAUGGUAUAAAAGCCAGGAGGCGGCAGUGAUUGCCACUCACUCGACACACUGUCAACAGUAACGGAUUACAGGAGGCAGCAGAGCAGAUUCAUUGACAGAACCGAUUGAUUGACUGAAUCUAUAACUUUGCCAUCAACAUGUCAAAGGUAUUUAAGAAGACCAGUGGCAAUGGACAUAUUUCUCUGUACUUGGGGAAGAGAGACUUUACGGACCAUGUGGAUUCAGUGGAAAUAGUCGAUGGGGUAGUUAAAGUGGACCCUGCUGGUCUUGAAGGCAGAAAAGUAUAUGUCUACCUCGCCUGUGCCUUCCGCUAUGGAAGCGAAGAAUUGGAUGUCAUUGGGCUGUCCUUCAGGAGAGACAUCUGGAUAAAGCGCAUUCAGGUGUAUCCACCUACAGGCGAAAGCGUCCCCAGCUCACCAAUGCUGGAAUCGCUCAUGAAGAAAGUUGGAGAGCAAGGAUGUCCCUUUUCCUUCCAGAUGCCAACAAAUCUCCCCUGCUCAGUUGCCCUGCAGCCAGCGCCAAACGAUUCUGGAAAGGCCUGUGGCGUGGACUUUGAGGUUAAAGCAUACCUGGCCAACGCACCCAGCAACGUAGAUGAGGAAAUUGAAAAGAAAGACACCUGCCGCCUGAUGAUUCGUAAAAUACAGUUUGCACCAGUUAACAACAAGCCCGGACCCAAGGCGGAAAUUUCCAAACAGUUCAUGAUGACUGACAAACCAGUUCACUUGGAGGCCUCCCUUGAAAAAGAGCUAUAUUACCAUGGAGAUCCUAUCACCGUCAAAGUAAAAAUCAACAACGAAACCGCUAAGGUUGUGAAGAGUAUCAAAGUCUCAGUUGAGCAGCUAACAAAUGUGGUCCUCUACUCAUCUGACACUUACACCAGGGCCGUUUGCACUGAGGAGUCCGGUGAGACAGUGAACGCCAACUCGAAACUGGAGAAGACCUUCACACUCACCCCCCUGCUGGCCAGCAACACAGAGAAGCGCGGGAUCGCAGUGGACGGGCGGCUAAAAGACGGGGACACCAACCUCGCCUCCACCACCCUGAGUGAUGGAGACAAGGAGAUGCAGGGAAUCGUUGUCUCCUACAAAGUCAAGGUCAAUCUGGUCGUGUCCGGCGGAGGCCUGCUGGGUGGUCUUACAUCAAGCGAUGUCUGUGUGGAGCUUCCUCUGUGUCUGAUGUCCCCAAAACCAGCAGCAGGACAGACAUCAAAUUCGAGUGAAGGGAUGAGAUGUCCAGCAAGGAAAAUCCCUUCUCUGACAGAGAACACAGAACACAAGGGAACCAAUGAAGAGAGUUACUAAUUCCCCUGGCAAAUGAACAUGUGACUGACAUCAGAUGGAUGCCAUUGUAGUUUAGAAAUAAACAUGUGUUGUACUUUUUUUUUUCUUUUGUGAGAGGAAAUGUCCCAUUGCGUAGAUAUUAGACUUUUCCCCCUAUGUUUCAUGCAAACGGACAAUGCAGAGAGCUAUUUAUUGUUGAUGUGUUAUUGCUUUGUCACUAGAGCCAUGCAAUCUUUUUGACCGAAUGUGCAGCCGUGGGACAAAUAUCCCAUAAAUACUCCCUCUUUAUAGACGAGAGAAGGAAAUAAACACAUCGU
Molecule: messenger RNA, 5111 nt
Organism: Platichthys flesus (European flounder)
Lineage: Eukaryota; Metazoa; Chordata; Actinopteri; Pleuronectiformes; Pleuronectidae
Gene: arr3b
Product: arrestin 3b, retinal (X-arrestin)
Exons: 16
Coding region: 3649-4815 (388 amino acids)
Biological process (GO): visual perception; signal transduction; G protein-coupled receptor internalization
Molecular function (GO): G protein-coupled receptor binding
Source: RefSeq, a predicted model, not a curated record